AUGGGUUCAGAUACAGACGCACCUCCCAGGCUAGUGACAGUAGCCGCUUGCCAGCUGAGUCCCAUUCACCUCGCAGACACCCGCGAAGAUGUAUUGAAGCGAAUGAUCUCACUCCUGGAUCAAGCCGCAGAACAGAGCGUCAAAUUGGCCGUCUUCCCUGAACUUGCCUUUACCACCUUCUUCCCCCGAUAUUUAUUAGAAGGACAAGACCUGGAUCAAUACUUCGACAUCGAAGAUCCUAGCAAAGGCGGCAUUGAGCAGUCACCAAACAUCAAACCUCUAUUCGACCAUGCUCGAAGUCUUGGGAUCGACGUUUAUGUUGGAUAUGCAGAGCGAAGCAUUCAAAGUGACGGCUCUCACGUCGACUAUAACUCAAGCGUCUACUACUCAGCAAAGGCGAACAAAAUUGUAGGAAAAUACCGCAAAGUCCACCUCCCCGGCUCCGUGGAACCCAAAACCGCACCGGGUGCCUUCCAACAACUAGAAAAACGCUACUUCAGACCCGGCGACCUUGGAUUCCCUGCAUUCAGAGCUCCAGGCCUCGUCGAUGGCGCACUGAAAAAGGGCGACAUGGGAAAGUCUACCACUGGCAAAGGAGAUCCUAUUAUCGGAAUGUUGAUCUGCAACGAUCGACGAUGGCCCGAAGCAUGGCGCGUGUACGGUCUACAGGGAAUGGAAAUCAUGUGUUGCGGUUACAAUACCACUGCUUUCCAGACUACUAGCAGCGGCCAUGCAGUUGACAUGAGUCCCGAGGCAGCUGAGGAGCUGGUGAUGUUGCACCAUAAACUUUCCUGCCAAGGAAAUAGCUACAUGAAUGCUUGUUUCAGUAUUAAUGUUGCCAAAACUGGUGCGGAAGAUGGAAAUCCAUUAGUUGGUGGAACUAUUAUUGUUCAUCCACUUGGUCAUAUUAUCAAAGAGGCUGCUACGAAAGAGGAUGAGCUGGUGGUGGCUACUAUUGAUCUAGCGGACUGUGAUCGGCCGAAAAGUACAGUUUUUGCUUUUGAGAAGCAUCGGAGGACGGAGCAUUAUCAUACUAUUGUUGAACGGGCUGGGGUGGUUGAGCCAGAGCUUUUGGCUAGUGAUUAA
This is a messenger RNA of Penicillium pulvis, 1086 nucleotides long. RefSeq lists its product as uncharacterized. The transcript has a single exon. The record is from RefSeq and is a predicted model, not a curated record. Gene Ontology annotation, molecular function: hydrolase activity, acting on carbon-nitrogen (but not peptide) bonds, in linear amides. NCBI's taxonomy places the organism in Eukaryota, Fungi, Ascomycota, Eurotiomycetes, Eurotiales, Aspergillaceae. The coding region runs from base 1 to 1086 and encodes 361 amino acids.